This is a messenger RNA of Carlito syrichta (Philippine tarsier), 1930 nucleotides long. RefSeq names its product protein tyrosine phosphatase, non-receptor type 1 (gene PTPN1). Gene Ontology annotation, biological process: protein dephosphorylation. The coding region runs from base 486 to 1574 and encodes 362 amino acids. Gene Ontology annotation, molecular function: protein tyrosine phosphatase activity. NCBI's taxonomy places the organism in Eukaryota, Metazoa, Chordata, Mammalia, Primates, Tarsiidae. The record is from RefSeq and is a predicted model, not a curated record. The transcript has 6 exons.
GGAGGGACUGGCUGCUCACCAAACACCGGUACAUGGUAACACUGUGCCCUUGGGCCACCUGUCGUUCCUUCAGCCUUCUGGGAUGAAGACUGCUGCCAGGCUCACCACUGCUGAUGGGGGGAUGGCAACUGACGCUUUGUUGGGUGCUUACUCUCUAGGCCUGAACACAGUACCUUUUCACAACUCUGCAAGCAGGUACUUGUGUUAGUCAAGUGAGAUAGAUGGGGAAACUGAGGUGUGGAGAGGUAACCAACCUGCCUGAGGUCACAGAGUGGGCAGUGCCUCUUGCCUGCACCCGGUAAUGCCCCAGGGAUGGGUCCAGCAGAACCUCAGCCGGCCAGCCAGGCCAGAGAGCAGGGUCUGCGCUUACCGCCCUUGCCUGGUCCGCCUGCGCUGAGACGCGGAAGUGACCUCUCACCGAGACCACACUGCCUAUGCUCUGACUGAGGGUGCUGUCAGCCGCUGACCCCACAGGUGAGCUCUCCAUGCAGAGUGUGUGUUCCGGAUGUCACAGCUGUGCGUUAUGUUUGCAGGGACCUCUACCCAACACAUGUGGGCACUUCUGGGAGAUGGUGUGGGAGCAGAAGAGCAGGGGCGUCGUCAUGCUCAACAGAGUGAUGGAGAAAGGCUCGUUAAAAUGUGCGCAGUACUGGCCACAGAAAGAAGAAAGAGAAAUGGUCUUUGACGACACGAACUUGAAAUUGACAUUGAUCUCCGAAGACAUCAAGUCAUACUACACAGUACGACAGCUGGAGCUGGAGAACCUUGUGACUCAAGAAACCCGAGAGAUCUUGCAUUUCCACUAUACCACGUGGCCUGACUUUGGAGUCCCCGAGUCACCGGCCUCAUUCCUGAACUUUCUUUUCAAAGUUCGCGAGUCAGGGUCGCUCAGCCUGGAGCAUGGCCCCGUCGUGGUGCACUGCAGUGCUGGCAUCGGCAGGUCAGGGACCUUCUGUCUGGCUGACACCUGUCUCUUACUGAUGGACAAAAGGAAAGACCCUUCUUCUGUUGAUAUCAAGAAAGUGCUGUUAGAAAUGAGGAAAUUCCGGAUGGGACUGAUCCAAACAGCAGACCAGCUGCGUUUCUCAUACCUAGCUGUGAUCGAAGGUGCCAAAUUCAUCAUGGGAGACUCUUCUGUGCAGGACCAGUGGAAGGAGCUCUCCCACGAGGACCUGGAUCCCCCACCUGAGCACGUGCCACCCCCGCCCCGGCCGCCCAAGCGAGUCCUGGAGCCACACAACGGAAGGUGCAAGGAGUUCUUCCGCAACCACCAGUGGGUGAGGGAGGACCCCCAGGACGACACUGACGGCCCCAUUCGGGAAGAAGCCAGAAGCCCCCUACACGUACCCUGCAGCCUGGAAAGCAUGAGUCAAGACACUGAAGUUAGAAGUCGGGUCCUGGGGGAACGUCUGCGAGGUGCCCCGGCUGCCGUCCCCGCCAAGGGGGAGCCAUCGCCGCCCAAGGAGAAGGACGAGCACUCGCUGACUCCCUGGAAGCCCUUCCUGCUCAACAUGUGCAUGGUCACGGUCCUCACGGCCGGCGCGUACCUCUGCUACAGGGUAUGUUUCCACUGACGGACGUGCUGGCCGCGAGCCCAGUGUUAGGAUUCGGCUCUGUGGAGUAUCUGAGCCAGUCUCAGAAGAAGCAGAUGGAAGGUUUGAAAGUCUGGAACUGUGGAAGGGCUGACAAGAGAAUUAAGGAUUGAUGCACUGGGGUUUUAAGGAGCCCUGUGGUCCCAAGAAUAUAAGAGUCUAAUCUCAGGGCCUUCACCUAUUCAGGAGUAAGUAGAGAAAAUGCCAAAUACGUCUCUCUCUUUCUCUCUGUCUCUCUGUCUUUUUUUGUUGUUGUCUAUUUGUUUUUGAAAGAAAAUAGACCCACAACAUUGUUGUUUCUAACCUUUAUAAAAAGCAGCUUUUUGUUGUUUCUGGAA